Colletotrichum lupini is the source of this 462-nucleotide messenger RNA. Its product is annotated as branched-chain-amino-acid aminotransferase. NCBI's taxonomy places the organism in Eukaryota, Fungi, Ascomycota, Sordariomycetes, Glomerellales, Glomerellaceae. The transcript has 2 exons. The annotation marks the transcript as partial. The record is from RefSeq and is a predicted model, not a curated record. Gene Ontology annotation, biological process: L-valine biosynthetic process; L-leucine biosynthetic process. Gene Ontology annotation, cellular component: mitochondrion. Gene Ontology annotation, molecular function: branched-chain-amino-acid:2-oxoglutarate transaminase activity.
ACGGAGGCUGGGGCGAGUAAUUUCUUUGUUGUGUGGAGGAAGAAGGGGGGUGAAGGGAUUGAGCUUGUAACUAGUUCUUUGGACACGGAGGUUAUCCUGGAUGGCAUCACUCGACGGAGUGUUUUGGAGGUUGCGAGGGAGAGGCUGACGCGGGAGUCGACGGCUGAGACUGAGCUUGCCCCGCUGGAUGUUGUCGAGCGGCCGUUUACUAUGGGUGAGGUUGCGGAAGCAUAUGAGGAAGGUCGGCUAGUGGAGGCCUUUGUUUCUGGCACCGCGAUGUUUAUCACCCCGGUUUCCGUGAUCAAGUAUGGCGACACUGAGAUUCAAUUCCCCAUGAUGGUUACUGAUGAGGGGCACAAGACACCGCGCUCCGCAUACUCCAACACCAUCAAAUCCUGGUUGGAGGAUAUCAUCUACGGUCGAGUAGAACACGAAUGGGGAUACGUCGUUGCUGAGCAGUGA